Ectocarpus sp. CCAP 1310/34 is the source of this 1375-nucleotide messenger RNA. NCBI's taxonomy places the organism in Eukaryota, Phaeophyceae, Ectocarpales, Ectocarpaceae. The record is from the annotation of a GenBank genome assembly.
UGUCACACACAAUCUUGUGUCAUGGUGCUCGCUACGAUACGGGGAAGAGGGUCUCUCCUGGCCCGCCGGGCGGUGCUGGUCGCCAGCGGCGCCGCUCGCACGAGCAACGCGGUCGCGGUGUUGCCCCGGCGGUUGUUGAGCAACAUGCCACCUAACCCCCCCUCAAUGAAGACCAAGGAGAGGUCUGAGUUCCGGGAAGCGAAGUUGCCGGUGGACAACAUCGAGUUCAAGGAGAAUGGGCUGCUGACGACAAUAGACAGGCUCGCGAACAUCAUGUUCAUGGCGGAGAUCUUCCGCGCGUUGUGGCUCAGCGCCGAGGCUAACGUACCUAGAAAAGGUCGACGGCCAAAGGAAGGGGCGGGGGUGUUCUUCAAGCCUAAGGUGACCAUCAACUACCCCUUCGAGAAGGGUCCGCUAAGCCCUCGCUUCCGCGGGGAACACGCCCUGAGACGCUACCCCAGCGGGGAGGAGCGCUGCAUUUCGUGCAAGCUGUGCGAAGCCAUCUGCCCCGCUCAGGAAGCGUGCCCCGUCGACGCAAUCGUAGAGGGCCCCAACUACGAGUUCGCCACCGAAACCCACGAGGAACUGCUUUACGACAAGGAAAAGCUCUUGGCCAACGGCGACCGGUGGGAGGUGGCUAUCGCGCAGAACCUGGCUGCUGACCACCCCUACCGCUAACACAAGCAUGGCGGGCGUUCAGAGCGCAUGGAAACAGGAGAGCGGAAGAUUAUGCGGCGCAACCUGCUCCGCAAUGUCUUAAUGAGGAACAGGGGGGGGGGGGCGCGGGUGGGUACGAUCGGUUGUUUCAAGUCUAUUCCGCCGCCCUUUUGAGGCUGCUUUUCGGGGGGCAGGGUCUCCAGAGUUGUGGUGCACCCGAUGCGGUCGGUGCUGGGGACCAUGGCUCUCGUGAAACGGGCCUGAAAUUAGGGCGCUCUUGGUUUGGCUGCGGGUAGAUGGCCGCUUGGAGGCCUCUGACGCAGCGAAUGCAGGACGGAAGUUUCAAAGAAAGGGGGAGGGGGGGAAGGAGCGCGAUUUCGCUGUAUGUUCUUGCUGAGCGGGCGAGAGAGGGCAGAGCGCGAGAGAAGAUCUUUUCCGUGGACAUGCAUGCUCGAAGCGUGCCGGUUGUUCUUGUUGGAAAAAUAUCAGAAAAAUAUUGCAUGUUGGGGGUCGGAGAUCUGGCAGGCUGUCCUGCCAUCAUCCGGUGUGUUCUUUUGAGCAGUGUUUUUGUGUUGCAAGACGAGGUUUGUGUUAACGCUGCACCGCUCAGGGGAUCGCGUGGCGUGGAUCGUGUGGGUGGUGGCAUCCUCAACACGUAAGCCAUCCGUGAGGAAACGAAGCAGUUAAUGUUGUUAAACCUGAUCUUCAAGGGCUUGGG